UCAGUAUGCUAAAACCUGUAUCUUUUUUAACAGGUACUUCAGUCGCCUGGUUGUUCUGUAUGUUGAAAAAAGUACAAAAACUAAAGUAGGAGGUGAUGCAAUGGUUUUGGAGGAACACGCUAAGGCAGCUUCUGCAGCACUCCCAAUGGUUAUGCAGGUCUUGACCACCAAGCUCGACAUUGAAGAUGUACACAAUGAAUGCAGACGGUUAAAGGUGAUGCUACCAGUCGAAAUGCGUAUACUUGAGGGUAUAGCCCUGAACGUGUACGUCACUAGACAGAUCUUAAACCUUGCUGGGCGGUAUGGUUAUAUGAAGUUGGUGAAUGAGUACGUUCAUGAAACGAUGAUUCCAUAUUACAAACGCCAGUUGUCUAGUGCCACACUACCGAGAGAGCCAAAUGUACAAGCCCCAACAAACAAUGAUGUGCAGUCUGUGAUUUAUGUAGAG
Mercenaria mercenaria is the source of this 448-nucleotide messenger RNA. RefSeq lists its product as uncharacterized. The transcript is spliced from 2 exons. NCBI's taxonomy places the organism in Eukaryota, Metazoa, Mollusca, Bivalvia, Venerida, Veneridae. The annotation marks the transcript as partial. The record is from RefSeq and is a predicted model, not a curated record.